AUGGACAAGAUCAAGGAGCGUUUCACCCUUCUCCAGCAGAAGAUCGAGGCCGCUGAGGAGCGCGCUGAGGCUGCCGAGGCUGAGAACAAGAAGCAGACUCUCCUUGAGCGUGACCAGGAGAUCUCUUCGCUCCAGCACAAGCUCUCGCUCGCCGAGGAGGAGGCCGACAAGGCCGAGGAGAAGCUCAAGGAGCUCAAGGGCUCGGCCGAGGAGGGAGACACGCACAGGACCGCGAGCGAGAACUACCAGCGCAAGGUCCAGCUGCUCGAGGAGGAGCUCGACAAGGCCGAGAAGGACUUGAAGGAGACCACCGAGAAGCUGCGCCAGGUCGACGUCAAGGCCGAGCACUUUGAGCGUGCCUUCCAGCGCGCCGAGCAGGAGAGGGAUGAGUGGGAGCGCAAGCACGGUGAGGCCGUCGAGAAGUUCGAGCAGUCGAAGCGCGAGCUCGACGAGGUCGUCGCUCAGAUGGAGAGCUUGUAA
Messenger RNA from Trichosporon asahii var. asahii CBS 2479, 480 nucleotides. Its product is annotated as actin lateral binding protein. NCBI's taxonomy places the organism in Eukaryota, Fungi, Basidiomycota, Tremellomycetes, Trichosporonales, Trichosporonaceae. The transcript is spliced from 6 exons. Bases 1 to 480 code for a protein of 159 amino acids. The record is from RefSeq and is a predicted model, not a curated record.